Molecule: messenger RNA, 3432 nt
Organism: Epinephelus lanceolatus (giant grouper)
Lineage: Eukaryota; Metazoa; Chordata; Actinopteri; Perciformes; Serranidae
Source: RefSeq, a predicted model, not a curated record
AUGGCUGCUGGUGUGGAAGCUGAAUUGUGGCUGGGCUCUGGGCUAGAGCCGGUGCUGUAUGCAGGAGGUGGAGCGCUGGCUGCCGGGUUUGACACUGCCAGUGGAGAAUACUGUGGUCUGCUUGGCGGCCCUGAUGUAGCUAAUGCUGAUGGAGGCAAUGCCACAAAGCUACGAGGUGGAGGGGAGAGCAAGUCAGGGUCACCUGAAUAUCUGUGGGGGUGUUUGGGAGACAAUGCAGCCAGCGUCCCACAACUCAGACGCCAGAAGAGAGACUGGGUUGUCCCAACGAAGAAGCUUUUUGAGAAUUAUGUCUAUCCUCCAGACCAGUAUGUUGCCAGGAUCAGGUCAGACUGGGAUUCAGAGCGGAACCUGCACUACACUCUGCUGGGUCCCGGGGCCAGUCAAGAACCAGUAAACCUGUUUGUUGUGGAUGACGUUUCUGGACUUGUGUAUAUCCGAGGAACACUGGACCGAGAGGAGAGAGAAACCUACAUUCUGACAGGUGUGGCCACAUUUAGUAACGGCAGUACGGCCGAAAACAGAAUAGACCUGAGAUUCGAUGUGGAAGACGACAAUGAUAAUCCACCUGUUUUUGUCCCCGUACCUCCAGCUACGGUCCAAGAGUCCAGUCCAGCAGGGACUCUGGUUGGUAGGAUUACAGCUACAGAUGCAGACAAGGCCAACUGUUCCCAUUCAAAGAUCGCCUACAGCCUUGUGAAGCAGGAGCCCUCUGAUGGCCGAAAGGUCUUCUACAUAGACAGAAAAACUGGAUCCAUCUACGUCAAAGAAAACACCAUAGACAGAGAGAUACACAGCUCCUACACUUUAACAGUUGAAGGAACUGAUAUGGAUGGAGCUCCUGGAGGCAACACAGGCACUGGGACAAUUCAUGUCAAAGUAGUGGACAUCAAUGAUAAUGUACCCAAGCUGGAAAAAGAUGAGUAUGCAGGCAGCAUCGUGGAGAACACAGCCCAAGUGGAGGUCAUGAGGUUCAAAGUGCUGGAUGAUGAUGAAGAGAAAAGUGACAACUGGCUGGCUGUUUUUGAUAUUGUCACUGGAAAUGAAGACGGAAUAUUCAGCAUAGAGACUGAUCCCAAAACCAACGAAGGUGUUCUGAUGCUUGAAAAGCCUGUUGAUUUUGAGGAAAAUCCUGAUAUAAAGCUCGGAGUGGUAGUAUACAAUGUUGCCCCAGCUAUAGGAGAUGGAGACGAUGAUGGCGAUGGUCAAGGAGGAGGAGGAGGAGGAGGAGCUGGGACUGGGGCAGGAGCUGGUAGCACAGUUACAAACCAGUCCAAUAAAAAGAGGCCAAUCAAAGGCAAACUUUACCCAGUGAACAUUGCAGUGGUGAAUGAACCUGAGGGGGUCGCAUUUAAACCCCGAGUAAAGCCUGUCUCUGUUUCGGAGAACCCAGAGGAAAAUCCAUUAAUGGAAGUGAUUGGUGUCUUUGCAGCUACUGACAGUGACACCGGAAAGCCUGCAGAAAAUGUUCGAUAUGCUAAAGGCUAUGAUCCUGACAACUGGCUAUUGAUUGACCCAGAAACAGCAGAGAUUAGACUUCAAAAGUUCCCCGACAGAGAGUCCCCAUUCUUGGUUAAUGGAACUUACUACGCUGAAAUACUGAGUCUGAAUGAGGACAGGCGUUUUGGGAUUGCCACUGGAACAAUAGCGUUGAAGGUGGGAGAUGUGAAUGACGACUGCCCCACACUGACCAACCACGUGGAGUACAUCUGCUCAGACACUGAGGUGAUUAAUGUUACGGCAGUGGAUGAAGAUGGACAUCCAAAUUCAGACCCUUUCACCUUCCUCCUUGUGGAAGAGGAGAGCCGAGGAGAUUGGAGGGUUGAACCUUUAAAUGGUACCAGUGCAUCCCUCAGGGCUUUGAAACCUCUUUGGGCUGGUCACUACCAGGUCGCCUUCAUCAUCCAGGAUCAGCAGGGCCUCGCCUGCCCAGACCCUCAGUACCUGGACCUACAUGUGUGCUCCUGUGAGAAAGGAGAGACCUGCAAACCAGCAGGAAUAGAUGGUCAAACAGCAACUCACAAGGAAUCCUCAUCAACAUUUGGAGGACUGGGAGUGGGGGCACUGAUCCUGGGACUUCUGAUGCUGCUUGCUGUAGGUGUCUUACUGAUAACCUGCUCAUGUGGAGGAGAAUCAGGGAGCUUCUCUGAUUUCCCUUUUGAUACCACAGAACACUUGAUUGUCUAUCAUACAGAGGCCCGAGACGAGAACAAGGAGGUCGCUCUGCUUAGCUCUCCAGUCCAGACAAAGUCUGCUGCCGUAGCUAAAUUAUCAGCCAGCAAUGGAGCUUCCAACACCAAAGCAAACACAACAGCUACCUUAGGGAAUCUUGAGAUGGGCUCUGCCAACAAAACCUACACGUCGAGGUAUGGGGCUGAUAGCAGAAACUGGGAGAGCUUUGGAGAAUCUAGAGAGACCCAGACAGAGUUUUUCUCGAUGGAGGAGGAACUGUUACGGUUUGGCAGCAUGGAUGACAUUACCCUCUCUGAUGUGUUUCUGCAUCAGUACUACUCUCAGAAAGCAAGAUGUGCUGCAAAAAAUCAAGCAGCAAGAGAUUGUGUGCUUGAGUAUGAGUAUGAGGGCCAGGGCUCCCCUGCUGGCUCAGUGAGCAGCUGCAGCCUCCCAGACUCUGAAAAAGACCAGCACUUCCUUGAUGACCUCGGACUGAAGUUCAAGAAGCUGGCUGACAUCUGUUCUCCUCCUCGACCUCCGACACCUCUAAGUUUUGUCACCCAGCAGGUGGAUAAAGUUGACCACAUUGCUGUGCCCUUAUUGGAGAGUAAACCACCCAGCAUCCAAGGCAAGAUCCAAGAGCAAACCCAAAAUGUCAGCAGCAUCAGCAAGUCAUCCACUGGGGUCAUGGGCUUAAGCAGAAAAUCCUCCAGCAGCAUGCAUGGGAUAAAUACCACCAGUGUCACAGGCUUUAAUAGAUCAGCUUCCGGGAGCAUGCAUGGGCAGUUUUCACACUGUACCAGCAGCAUGCCUCAUUUACCCCAUAUUGGUCCUGUUACCACAGCCAUGAUGCCCUCUGUGGCUCAGAUGCUUGUACUACAGCAGCAGCCAGUCUACUACACCACCACCCCUAUGAUGCAGCCAAUGCAUUACAUAGUCCAACCACAACUUCAGAACACAGUGCUUCUGGCUGAUGGGCCUGUCAGCAACCUGCAGAUACACGGGGGAAACACUGCUGGGACUUUCAGUCUGGGUAGAAGAAGAGGCAACAGAGUGAUGGAGGAUAACCAGGGAGUAAAGACAUGGACAUUUUCUCAUGGCCCAGGAGUAGUGAUGGGUGUCAGGAAGAGUGGUCGAAGGAUCAAGUCAGAGAGUGGAGAGGCAGCUGAGACAUGUCAUAGUAGUACAGGGAUGCAGACAGGUCGAUGCAUCAGUUUGGGAGCAGUAGAGUUUCCUGCGUGA